AUGGCGGGGGCAUUGACUCCUGAGGUCUAUGCCAUCCUCCAGGAGCAGUCUCGUACAACUCUAGAGGCGAGUCUCGAGGCAUGGGUGCGACGAGAGGGCAGCGUCGAUAAGCACUUCCGUGCGACGCUUGCUGCCAACCUCUGGAUUCUGAGCGCCGCCGAAAGAGAGCGCGCUGGCUGGGUGGUGGAAGCUGUGCGGUGGCAGCACGCCAUGACGUUGUCUCUCAGUAAGGAAGAGUAG
This is a messenger RNA of Fusarium pseudograminearum CS3096, 240 nucleotides long. RefSeq lists its product as uncharacterized. The record is from RefSeq and is a predicted model, not a curated record. Lineage: Eukaryota; Fungi; Ascomycota; Sordariomycetes; Hypocreales; Nectriaceae. The coding region runs from base 1 to 240 and encodes 79 amino acids. The transcript has a single exon.